AUGGAUCUCGUGUCAAUCAACCAAGGCGCUUCCUCUCAGAUCAACAAUGCCGAUAUCUCUGCUACUAUCCAUCAAACCAAUGGAUACUCGGCGGAGGAGAUCAAUCUGCAAAUUCAGAGACAGGACGAGAUUGCAAAGAUGAUACGGGAACGGGAGGCGCAGCUUUCGGUGGAGGCUCGGGCUGCGACAACUCGUGAUCUCCUGUGGGCGGGAAGCGACGGCGAAGGCGAAGACGAGGAAAUGUGCACGGAGUGUGGGCAACAUUUUGAUGACGACGACGACAUGAUGAGAUGUUCUGGAUGCGAGGGGUGCUGGCACCGGGAUUGCGCGGAUGGCCCGGUCUGUGACGACAGUGAAACGUGGUUGUGCUCAAAAUGCUUUGUCCCCGGGGAGGACUCUGGAGGCGACGACGGGGGUGGUAGCGGAGACGAACACAGUGGCAGUGGUGGGGAUGACAGCGGAGACGAGGCCAGUGAUAGUGCGAGCAGCAGAUCAGCGAAAUCGCGGGCAAGUAGGUCCCCGUACAUCGACCUCGUCGAAGCCAAAGAGGAGGAGGAUCGCGAGGUCAUCAAGGCGAACAUAGAUGCCCAGCGUGAGCUCGCCAAAAAGAAAAAAGAGGAUCAGCCGAUCUCGGAUACCCGGUACCUCACGAGGAACGACGUCACCGAAGCCGUCAGACAGAUGAAGGCAGAGAUAGAAAUUGAUGGUGCCAUCAUUCGGAAGAUGGAGAAAGAGGACCCACGACUGUACGGCAUCACGGUGGACCCGGUGAGCGGCACACAGGUUGAGCUCGACAGCAGGAAGGGGAGAGUCGUGGCAGCAAAGAGGGAUGCCGACGGCUACCUAGAAUUUCGGGUCGAGUUGGACGGGAAACAGCGCAAGGGCAAGGGAACCAACAAAACGCUCAACAGCCGCCAACUUCUCGAGAGUGCCGUGAGCGAGGGAAUCGUCCGGUGGGAAGAUGAGGUGAAGCGGAUGGGGAAGGCUUUCUGCAGUAUUUUUGCCCUCGUGUACGUCCUCGUCUACAAGUUCGUCAUCAGCGACGAUAAAGUGAAGCGAAAAGUUAAUCCGGUCAAGUUGGAAGGGAAAGAGAGAACGGAAGCUCUCAAGCUUCGCCGGUUUGCGUGGGAUCAGAUUAAGAGUGCUAGAGCUUCAGAAGUGAUCAACGCCCAUGAACUCGGCUUGCUCGCCUCGGACGAAGAGCUGCAGCGGGAGCUUCAGCAAGAUAACAGUCUUGUAAAAGUUCUCAACAUCAACCUCGACACGUACCCCGGCCUGAUGCUCCUGGAGGAUGAGCACGAGCAACACAUGGACUACGCGCCCCAGCACUACAGCACCGUAGACCACUACAUCAAAGGAGCUCAGGCUGCGUAUAAGCUAGGUCGAGUCAUGAGCCUGGAGUCGUGCAUGGCUCCGUUGUCCAUGGGUGGCGACCGCGACGAGCUUCCCCCGGGAGUCAAUCUUGCGCACGAGGAGCAGAGGAGGAUUUCGCUGCACAUCAUGAAGAUAGAGGUCAAUGUCGCGAGGUACGGGUUGGCCACGCGAGCUCUUGUGGCGAGAGCUCGGGUCUCCAACGAACUGUGUCAAUGGUAUGCGUAUGCUCCAUUGUACAGAACGAUGCUGUUUAGCCGCCCCGGGAGAGACAAGAAGCCGAUCAAGCCGACUACGGAGAACACGAGCAGGGUCAGCCCCACACGAAAGCAUUUCGUAGCUUUUCAAAAAGCAAUGGACUUGAGCAUAACUAGAAGAGAGGAUCUAGAGGUCAUCGACCUUUGGUACUCAGAGUACGAGGGCGUAGCCAAAGAGAAGAAAAGGUUGGCUGUGAUUUGGGAGAACAGGCGGGUGCGAAUGGGUUAUGGCCCGAAGGUAAAAGGUGGGCGGACGCACAAAUCGGGGAACAAUGAAGCUGUACUUUUCUUGCGGAAGAUGCUGAAAAAGAAUGGUGUAGAUCUUGUCAUGGACUUAGUGAGUGACGAGGACAAGGAGGUGUGUUACCGGGUGCUGCAAGUGACCCGGAUGCAAUCGGGGAGCACACGGACGAAGCACACCUCUACCCGGCUGCCGAGCGGGCUAACAUAG
Messenger RNA from Ectocarpus siliculosus, 2079 nucleotides. NCBI's taxonomy places the organism in Eukaryota, Phaeophyceae, Ectocarpales, Ectocarpaceae. The record is from the annotation of a GenBank genome assembly.